This is a messenger RNA of Fusarium venenatum, 381 nucleotides long. RefSeq lists its product as uncharacterized. The record is from RefSeq and is a predicted model, not a curated record. Lineage: Eukaryota; Fungi; Ascomycota; Sordariomycetes; Hypocreales; Nectriaceae.
AUGCGCACCUCCCGAUCAAUUCUCACUAUCCUUCGAGUACAGCCAUACUUCGUCCCAAAGCAGUUCUCCACGAUGCCAUCGAACAGGCAGAUUGAGAGAGGUAUAGACGAAAACGUCUCACACGCCACCGGAACGUGCAAGGUUCUGGAGGGUCUGCAAGAGGCCGUUCCGAAGGGUGUUGAGGAAAGCCUUCCUGAUUCUAUUCACCUAACUGGAAAUGACCCUGGACAGUCAACUAAUAAAUCUCAUGUCAAGGGUGAUGUUAAGGAAUCCGUAGUACCACAGAAACUCCAAGAGAUACUACCAGAGUCGGUUGAGAGAGCUGUGCCCAACGCCAUCCACGACACAGGAGAUGCACCAGUCAUGGGUGACAAGGAAUAA